AUGACUUUUGAACAGUACAAGCGCAACCGCGACAGAGCCGACACCUUCAUGGAACAGAUGAUGAAUGGUGCCUCCAACCAUGAAAUUCUGGCUGAAGGCUUAGGUGAGGGACGUGAGAGAUUUUCGGACCAUGUUUAUGAAUUGCCUAAGGAUCAAAUGACCAAAUCUAGCCUUCCCGAUGUCGCCAAUUACAAACUUCAACUUCAUGCAUCGUUCGACAAGCCAGACCCAAAUGCCGACUAUUCGGAUCAUUCCAAUGUCUAUCUUGUCGGAAGACCGAAUAGAUGGGCACGUGGAUUGAGCCGGACGCCAAAACCCUGCCACUGGUCUAUCUACACCGGGGGCCAUGCCUAUCAUCUCAAGUCGGCGGACGGGAAUCAGGGAUUGUCGAUAGUACUUCGCGAUGAUUCUAGCUCGGAUUGGAAGAAACCACCAGGGCCUAUAGUUGACCCUUUCAUUGCAUACCAUAUUGGGAUCACGGAUUACCACGAAAAGCAGAUAUCCCUACUUGCCAAAUGGGUGGUCAAACAAUUGGAUCACCAUGACCUCUCUACGGCGGCCUAUGAGCAGUUUGCAUUUGGGCUUGGAGUUCGUAUCCUUCGUGGUCCCAGCCACACCAAAGCUCUUUUCGGAGAUUUUUUACAAAUCAUGCAGCAUGACAUUGAACCAGCUAUUCCUAGUGGAUUUCUCACUGGCGUACUGCUUGCGGAUCUCGACGAAGAUAUCAGCACUUGGGCCAAGAGGUGCUAUUUAAUCUAUCGAAUUGAGACUGAUGCACGAGGACUUGAUCUCUGCUGGAAAAGAGGGAUACAAGGCAAAGUCCGUUGGAACACCCACGAAUACCAUCCUUUCAUUAGGCCUUUAGUUGUAGGGCCGCCCGCCAUUGCGAAGGUUCUCACGAAAGUGGGACAGCGCAUUCCGGUACUGUAA
Molecule: messenger RNA, 930 nt
Organism: Penicillium concentricum
Lineage: Eukaryota; Fungi; Ascomycota; Eurotiomycetes; Eurotiales; Aspergillaceae
Exons: 1
Coding region: 1-930 (309 amino acids)
Source: RefSeq, a predicted model, not a curated record